UGUGGAUUUUGGGACAAGAUGCAAUUUGCUUUCAUUUUAAAAGGGGGUGAAUAUUUAUUACCUGGCAUGGAAGAAACUUGGAUACAUUAAAAACAUCUGAUUAUAAAUGUUCACCUACGCUUUGGAGGGUCAGUAAUAUGGCCUGCCAUGUCAAGAUUGUGCUCUUACUCUGCCAGCUAGCGAGCACUUUAUCUCUGGAGAUCGGACUUUACGAUGGCGAAUGGGGCAGACCUGCGAGAUGUGAACCCAUCACCAUUCCCAUGUGCCAAGGGAUCGGCUACAACAUGACCCGGAUGCCUAACUUAUUGAAAUACGAAAGUCAACAAGAAGCCGAAAUCAAGCUCAACGAAUUCAGACCCUUGGUGGAAUACGGUUGCGACGUGCACCUCCGUUUCUUCCUGUGCUCGCUCUACGUGCCCAUGUGCACGGAUCAGGUGUCGACCACCAUCCCUGCGUGCCGCCCGAUGUGCGAGCAAGCCAGGCAGAGAUGCUCGCCCAUCAUGGAGCAGUUCAGCUUCGGCUGGCCCGACUCGCUGGACUGCUCCAAGCUGCCCACCAAUAAUGACCCCAACUCCCUGUGCAUCGAGGCCCCGGAGAACGACACCGCGCCCGAGACUAAGAAAGGCGAAGGGAUGCUUCCCGUACCCGCCAGACCUAGGCAGCCUGGGAGCGGGCAUGGCACACCGGAGGGGUCUUGUGAGAAUCAUGAGAAGUUCCAGUACGUCGAAAGGAGCGAGUCUUGCGCCCCGAAAUGCUCCCCUACCGUGGACGUAUUCUGGUCCCGCCAGGACAAGGACUUCGCGUUCAUCUGGAUGGUCGUCUGGUCGACUCUUUGCUUCGUCUCGACGGCGUUCACGGUCCUCACUUUCUUGUUAGACGCCCAGCGCUUCCAGUACCCGGAACGGCCCAUCAUCUUCCUCUCGAUGUGCUACAACGUUUACUCGGUGGCCUUCAUCAUUAGGUCCGUGGCUGGAGCCGAGAACAUCGCCUGCGACAGGGAAAACGGGCAACCGUAUAUCAUUCAAGAGGGUUUAGAGAGCACUGGGUGCACCAUAGUCUUCCUCAUCCUUUAUUACUUCGGCAUGGCGAGCUCGAUAUGGUGGGUCAUCUUAACGCUCACCUGGUUUCUCGCAGCAGGCCGGAAAUGGGGACACGAAGCCAUCGAGGCUCACAGCAGCUACUUUCACAUGAUCGCCUGGGGCGUCCCGGCCAUGAAAACCAUAGUCAUCCUGACCAUGCGCAAGGUGGCUGGCGACGAGCUGACCGGACUCUGUUACGUAGGCAGUAUGGACACCAACGCUCUGACCGGGUUUGUUCUCAUUCCCCUCGCUUGCUACCUAAUCGUUGGCACUUCUUUUGUCAUGACCGGCUUUGUUGCGCUGUUCCACAUCCGCAAGAUCAUGAAGACGGAAGGCACCAACACGGAGAAGCUCGAGAAGCUCAUGGUAAAGAUCGGGAUCUUCUCCGUCCUUUACACCGUCCCGGCCACUUGCGUGAUCAUCUGCUACUUCUACGAGAGGCUUAACAUGGACUACUGGACCUACCACGCGCUGGAGAGCAAGUGCGUCUCCUUUCCAGGCCGAAGGACCGAAGACUGCACCCUGGACUUUUCCGUGCCCAACGUAGCCGUGUUCAUGCUGAAGAUAUUCAUGUCCCUGGUGGUGGGCAUCACCAGCGGUGUGUGGGUGUGGAGCUCCAAGACUUUGCAGACCUGGCAGGGUUUGUGUUCCAGGAGGUUGUCAACAAGGACGACGCCUAAGCCCUGUCCGAGUGUCAGCUGCAGCUCACACUGCCAUUACAAAGCAGCUGCCACGGCGCUCCACGCCGUCAAAACGGACCCUUACGCAGACAGUCUGACACGUGUGUGAUGUGUUUCGAACUGAAAUUGACAUGAGCUGCUGCCAGAUAUAGACAAAACACACCUCGUAGGGGGAUUAUUUUCACUGUAGCUAAGCAUGCUGAUUUAUUUCUGUGGAGAGAUGAAUGGAUUUAUUAUUUAUUGUGUCCUAUAGUGUACAGAAGAACUGAUCCUGAGCAGAGUGUGGUUUAUUAUAAAAAUGAUGGGUGGUAAAUAUUCUUACAAUUUUCUGUAUGGA
Messenger RNA from Trichomycterus rosablanca, 2096 nucleotides. RefSeq names its product frizzled class receptor 9a (gene fzd9a). Gene Ontology annotation, molecular function: Wnt receptor activity; Wnt-protein binding. The record is from RefSeq and is a predicted model, not a curated record. Gene Ontology annotation, cellular component: plasma membrane. Bases 138 to 1868 code for a protein of 576 amino acids. The transcript has a single exon. Gene Ontology annotation, biological process: canonical Wnt signaling pathway; non-canonical Wnt signaling pathway. Lineage: Eukaryota; Metazoa; Chordata; Actinopteri; Siluriformes; Trichomycteridae.